Molecule: messenger RNA, 1265 nt
Organism: Durio zibethinus
Lineage: Eukaryota; Viridiplantae; Streptophyta; Magnoliopsida; Malvales; Malvaceae
Product: acid phosphatase 1-like
Molecular function (GO): acid phosphatase activity
Source: RefSeq, a predicted model, not a curated record
AAAAAUUGAUUGUGCCUGUCCACAUACUAUAUAUAUACGCCAUUUUUUGUUGUUUCUGAAGACGGGAGAAACGCACUGCCCAAACAGCCCAUGCAGUGCUUUAAUGGAGAACCAUGUAUUAAAUAAAAAAUACAUGGUUAAAAUUAAAGAACAAAAAAAGAAAACAAAAACGGAUGGCUGAAGUUUGAGUGGUGCGAAACGGCAUCGUUCACAUCAAUCAACACUUUCAUAAUAAAACAAGCAGGCAAUUUCCUCCCAUUAGCAAUCCACUCGGGAGAGAAAGGGCCCAUAAAAAAAGCUCUCUCCCGAAAUAUAGAAUCCAUCUUCCAAUGCCGUCUCAGCUUCUCACCGCCCCGUUCCUCCUCCUCUCCAUUCUCGUCUCCUCCGCCGCCUCUUUUGAGCCUCUCAUCCAGCUCCCGAAAGCAAUAACAACAAACGACCGAAAAUCCAACGUCGACAACGAAGUUUUCUGUGCCAGCUGGCAUUUAUCCGUCGAGACCAACAACGCCGGAAGCUGGAACAAAAUCCCCUCCCGUUGCCUUUCCUUCGUCCAAGACUACAUCACCAGUCAACGCUACGUUUCCGACUUCGAGAUCGUCGCUAAUUUCUCUCUCGCUUACGCCUCCUCCGUCGAGAUCGCAGGCGACGGGAAGGACGCCUGGAUUUUCGACGUCGAUGAGACUUUGUUGACGAAUUUACCCUACUAUCAGGCCCAUGGAUUCGGAUCAGAAACUUUUAAUGAGACUUCUUGGGAUGCAUGGGUAGACUUAGCUGAGGCCCCAGCAAUGCAUGCGAGUUUGAAAUUGUAUAAUGAGCUGAAGCGGAUGGGAUUCAAAAUAUUUGUGCUUACCGGGCGGAGUGAAAAUCAGAGGAAUGCCACUGGAAAGAAUCUUAUGUGGGCAGGGUUCAACGGCUGGGAAAGGCUUCUAUUGAGAGGACCUUCAGACGGAGGGACACCAGCAAUCGUAUACAAAUCUGAGAGGAGAUCAGUUCUGGUAAAUGAAGGUUACAGGAUUCAUGGGAGUUCUGGAGAUCAGUGGAGUGACUUGCUGGGUUUUGCAUUGGCAAAACGGUCCUUUAAACUGCCAAAUCCUAUGUAUUACGUUGGCUAAACACUAUAAAGCAAUUGUCAAAUAUGUGGUGUAAUUUUUUACUUCCUGUCAUGUGACACUUUUUGCUUGUAUAAAUUUCAUGGCCAACUUACGUACUUGUUACCAUUGAGAACCUUGUUUGAAUUGGAAUUCUAGGAAUUGAAAUUCUUUUCU